UCCUGGAUUUCUUGUUCAGUGCAGGUGUGGGUGCAGGUUCAAUAUUUCUGUUUUACAGUUCCUCUGCUUCAAGAAAUCUGUUAAUAUGGCACAAUUUGGACAGCGGUUACUUAUAUUGAGUCUGUGCUUGCUGGCUGCUGUGAUCAACACUGAACAAAGGUAUCUAGAAAAUGAUCAGAGUUAUGAGGUAUGCCUGAAGUACAUGGAGCUUGGCAUUGUACUGGACUCGCCGGGGGUUUUUAACAUGGUGAUGCAGGAGUUUGGAUUGGGCAUGCAGGACGAAGAAAUUAUUUGGCUGAAGAAUAUGUUUCAACGUUCAGAUCUAAAUCGUGACAGACACCUUAGCCUUCAUGAGUGUGCAAAGACACCUGCACUCGAUCACUUUCUAUACAUUGCACUUCUGACUCUGUCUCUGUUCUGCUUUACAUUACCAGGUUCUCCAUCCCAGUCUAGCUGUCUUGAGCUUUUUGAAAUAUCUCUGACAAUGGCAAGAUCUAGCCAGUUGGUGGCAGUAUUGGGCCUGUUUUUGCUGGUUGCUUUGGUGAAUUGUGACGGACCACCACCACUUGGAAAUGAGAUUUGCAAUCACUACACUCAGUCUGGAGCUUCUGAUCUGGACAUGCCAAUGAUCUUUGACAUGGUCAUGAUUGAGUUUGGAAGGCAAAUCCAGACACUGAACCCCAUGCAGGUUGAGCAGUGGGUGCGUGAUGUUGAUGGAGAUCAUGACAGACGCCUUAACCAGGCAGAGUGUUCCCAACUCAUUCAGAACAUCCUCAGCACCCUCACAAUGCCAUAAACAUAUACACAAAAACUGUUAUUUUUAACUACUAUAUACAUGUCAGUAGCUUAAGCUUAUGUAAUCUGUGAUGUAGCACCUAGCACUUCUACGCAAAUGAAUUCUUUGAUCGCUUAAGAAAUUACUUAAACAUGCAUUGAAUCAGAAAUAAAUUCUGUUGAAAAACA
Molecule: messenger RNA, 963 nt
Organism: Misgurnus anguillicaudatus (oriental weatherfish)
Lineage: Eukaryota; Metazoa; Chordata; Actinopteri; Cypriniformes; Cobitidae
Source: RefSeq, a predicted model, not a curated record